UGUUAAGUGUCACUUUCACCAAUUUCUGAACUACGAUUCUCAGCGAGGGGACCGACUGCUGGCGGGUGAACUGCGUUGAAACUGGCAAAGAUUUCUGCUCAGAAACCCAACUGCUUUUGGCGUAUAACUGGUGAUUUGCCGUUGUUGGAUGCUUCUUUUCGUGCUAGGAGGCUCAAGAUUUCUAUCGCUGGACUUCUCAGCCUACUGAUAGGACCUCACGUGAAUUUGAUUCCACGAGUAAUUUCAUAUUUAAGAAGUUAGCAAACAAGGCCGCAGAUGUGAAUAUCUGCAGUUUAUUUUGAACUAAUACCCACUUGGCGGAUAAUACCCCUAUCCUUUCUCGUUUGACGGCUGACUGAAAUUGUCAAAGUUCAAGAAGAUUCCUGGUGGUCGGGCUAAAGAUCGGAGGCAAGUGGAAACGCGUAUUUUCAGUAAAUGACUCACUAUGACCUUCUCGUGACGGACCGGCUCUCCGUACAGUGGGUCCCCUCUGUUAUUCACCGUCUGCAUUAUAACUUUUGUGUGUUUGGGGGGAUUUCCGCACGGAAAGGAAUAGCCUUCUGGCAGGACUCCUAUGACCAUGUUGCUAUCGCGCUUGUUUUGUGAACUUUGAUUGCCUAUGAGUAUUUGUAAACUACACGGUAAAAGAGCAUUAGGACACUCGUGUAAGACGUGUCUGAUUAUAGGCAAUUGGACACUUUUUCCAUAUCUCUAGGAACUGUGAAGCGCCUCUCUGCUCAUCUUGUUUCCUCAAGACGUCAGAACGGAUCCCUAUCUCCUCCCCGCGCAACGGAGUCAGGCUAUAUCGGUUGUUUAACCAAAGUGUUGUAGGAUAGCAUGGCAAUGGUAGUAAACCAGUGGCAAGAGAACAUUUCGGCCGAUCCCGGGUCUCAACUCCAGAUUUGCAGUCAGGAGCCCGGUGGAACGCCGGGAACCCCGUCUGGUUCCACUCCGGGGAACGAUGCACUUUCUGGGGACAAAAUUCCCAAUGUGGACUGCAUGGUGUGUGGAGACAAGUCCAGUGGUAAACAUUACGGCCAGUUCACAUGCGAGGGUUGCAAGAGCUUCUUCAAGCGCUCGGUGCGAAGGAACCUGACGUACACAUGUCGGGGAAAUCGUGAUUGUCCUAUCGACCAACAUCACCGAAAUCAGUGCCAGUAUUGUCGCCUGAAGAAGUGCUUGAAAGUCGGCAUGAGGAGAGAAGCCGUCCAGAGGGGCCGUAUGUCCAACUCCCAGACCAGCCCUGGGCAGUACCUGACCAAUGGCAGCGAUCCUUACAACGGUCAGCCCUACUUGUCCGGCUUCAUCUCGCUGCUGUUGAGGGCCGAGCCGUACCCCACGUCUCGCUACGGGGCCCAGUGCAUGCAGUCCAACAACCUGAUGGGCAUUGAGAACAUCUGCGAGCUGGCCGCCAGGCUGCUCUUCAGUGCUGUGGAGUGGGCCAAGAACAUCCCCUUCUUCCCUGACCUGCAACUCAUGGACCAGGUGGCGCUGUUGCGCAUGUCAUGGAGCGAGCUGUUUGUGCUGAAUGCUGCCCAGUGCUCCAUGCCCCUGCACGUGGCGCCCCUCCUGGCCGCAGCCGGCCUGCACGCCUCCCCCAUGUCUGCCGAGCGCGUGGUGGCUUUCAUGGACCACAUCCGUGUCUUCCAGGAGCAAGUGGAGAAGCUAAAGGUCCUGCAGGUGGACACAGCCGAGUACUCCUGCCUCAAAUCCAUCGUGCUCUUCACCUCUGAUGCCAUGGGUCUGUCCGACGUGGCCCAUGUGGAGAGCAUCCAGGAGAAGUCUCAGUGCGCGCUGGAGGAGUAUGUGCGUAACCAGUACCCGAGCCAGCCCAACCGCUUCGGCCGCCUGCUGCUGCGGCUGCCCUCGCUGCGCAUCGUCUCCUCGCCAGUCAUCGAGCAGCUAUUCUUCGUGCGCCUGGUGGGCAAGACGCCCAUCGAGACCCUCCUGCGGGACAUGCUCCUGUCCGGCUCCAGCUACAACUGGCCCUACAUGCCCGCCGUCCAGCGCGACCGCCCCCUCGCCCUGCAUUACAACGAGAACGGCCCUUGAUCUGCCCCCUGUAGGGUGAGACGGGGAUGCGGGCAGUCAGCAGCUUUCUGACUGACCUCCUAAACCACCCCCCAGCCCCAGGCCCCCAAGCGCUUCUUCACAUUGCCAGGGCUGACCUGACUGAUGGACAGUUUGAGACCCGUAUGGGCCCACUGGCGUCAACUCUCUCAUUCACAUGAUCAGGAACCACUCGCUGUUCUGAUGCAACCCAGAGCGACCCAAACUGAUUCUGUGCUGUCGCUUGGGGAACGAACCUUGAUCCUUCACUGAAGUCCGUCAGACUCUCAUUGCUUGUGUUGGUUUUUUUUUAUAAAUAGUCACUUGAUGCCAGUCCCUGCACAAGGGGACGCAGAUUUCAGAGGAGCUGGCAGAAGGGCUUUGUGCUGUUACUGAAGAGGCCCGAUUCUUGAAACUCUUUUGCGAAUGAACCAGAAGCCAUUAAAAGUACCAAUGCCAAAACUCUUUUUUUUUUCUUUUUUUUGUAAACAAGGACAUUCAGAGAGAAUAAUCUCAUUGUCUGUUUGGGGGCCUUCAUAAAAAUGCUCAGCUAGAUUUUUUUUUUUUCAAACUGAAACUCAAGAUUGUGUCCAUAUGUGUGGUGUACUACUCUGUGCAGCUAGGGCAAACAGUGUGAUCACAGCAGCUGAGGUUGGAAUGGAGAGGUGGGGG
This is a messenger RNA of Alosa sapidissima (American shad), 2721 nucleotides long. It is a transcript of the gene nr2f5, whose product is annotated as nuclear receptor subfamily 2, group F, member 5. The transcript has 4 exons. Gene Ontology annotation, molecular function: nuclear receptor activity; zinc ion binding; RNA polymerase II cis-regulatory region sequence-specific DNA binding. Gene Ontology annotation, biological process: cell differentiation; anatomical structure development; regulation of transcription by RNA polymerase II. Bases 838 to 2052 code for a protein of 404 amino acids. The record is from RefSeq and is a predicted model, not a curated record. Lineage: Eukaryota; Metazoa; Chordata; Actinopteri; Clupeiformes; Clupeidae.